CCUUCUUAUCCUCCUCGGUCUCGAUCAUCUCUAUAAGUACCAUCACCAUUGUCUCUAUCCUCCAAAAACAAGAGCCAAAAGCAUCUGUGUUAGAGAGAGAGAGAGAGAGAGCGAGAGAGAGAGAGAGUCUCUCUUUUACUCAAAGUCUCUUCUCUACUCUCUAUCUUGGCUGAGUGCUCUUCUUUGACUUCACCACCACCCAUCUGCCCGGGAUGUCGUCGGCUGUUCGCAGAUGCCCUCGACUGCCAGUGUCUUUACGCCUCGAAGAAGAACUGAUCGUCGGCGAUCAGCAAGGUAUUGGAACGAUACUUGGAUUCUCCUCCUCCGCCGAGAGACAGAGGACUGAGACUAGAAAGUCUCUCAGAAGGACCUUCUCUGCUGACAUGUCUUCCAAGAAAUGGUUGGCUCAGCACAUGCCAAUCUCUCUCAAGAAGACUGCAUCCUCGCAAGAAUUCUCAGCGAUGCCCAUCCCUGAUUCUUCAUCAGCGUCCUCAUCAGCAUCUGAAGAAGAGGAAGAGAGAGAAGAGCGAAGAAAGGAGCUCGAGAGACCCAGUCAGUGCGACAUAUGGAACUUGAUCCAAUCACAGAAGACAGCAGACCCCAACUCUCCACUCCCUCCUCCUUACAUUCACCCACUGGUAAAACGAUCAUCAAGCUCACUCAGCCAAAAGAGUCUCCAGAUCUGCACAGAGAGCCUUGGAUCCGAGACAGGUUCCGACAGCAUCUCCCCACCUGAAAUCCCCGACUACCUGGUAUCUGAAUCAAGCAACGAGGAAACAGAAGAAGAACGUGUCCCAGUUGUGGUAGAAGAAGAGCUGAAGGAUACGAACAAGGAACCAGUAGCUGCGAAUUAUCGUUGUUUGAUGAGUAGGAAGUCGCCUCCUCGCUCGUUUCCACCACCACUACCUUCCAUCUCUAACAGCUAUGGGCCGCGCCUCCGCAUGAAGCCCCACCGCAAAGACGGCCGCCUUGUCCUGGCGGCAAUCUCCAUCCCCUCCCACAACACCUUCCAUGCUGAACGCCAAGAUGGCCGUCUGGUUCUCUCCUUCAUCAACAAACCCGUUAAAGAAGAUAAUCACACCAUAACCAAAGAUAAAGGACUUCAAAUAGUUGAAGAAGAAAAGAUAGUUGAAGAAGAAGAAGAAGAAGUGGAUGAGGUUGCUAUCAAGAAAGGAAUUGUGUUUGAGGUGAAGAUUGUACAAGAAGAGGUAGCGGCAGCUGUGAUGAAGGUCCACCGAUCGACGCUAGUGAUGGACAAGAUUGUAAGUGGGAUGCACCUCAACAACCCUAACCCUUGGGUGAAAAGGGUUGUGGAGGAGAGAGAUGUUCUGAAGAGGGCCUCACCAAUAACACCAACCGCCCCUGUGAUGGCUUUCAACGGUUACAAUCGUGCGGCGAUCAUCGAUCGGCCAGUGGAACCCAGGCCCAGCAACCUCAUCGUGUCCAAGAAGCCGAUGGUGGUGGUGAAGCCGGAGGAAUUCCUGCCGAUGGUGAUGAGGUGCAUGGAGUUUUGUAGGCCUGUGCUGGUGUGGGAGCCCCGUUGCAUAGCUACCACCUGAUGUUUUAUAUCUAAUACUUAUUAAUUAUUACUAAUUAAUAAUGAUUAGUUGAGUAAUAAGUGCAUGUCGUUGUUAUAAUGACCGAGGGAAGUGAUCAAGAGAUGAUGAUGAUGAUAACAUGAGAUUUUUCCCCUUGUUACAUCACAUGAUAUGUUUUUCUUUUACCACAGUUUUAAUUGAGUUUGUAAACCUGUAUCCAUCUUUAUUGGGUUGACUCGGCCUAAUAUCCGAGUUUUUCA
This is a messenger RNA of Magnolia sinica, 1798 nucleotides long. Its product is annotated as protein FAF-like, chloroplastic. The record is from RefSeq and is a predicted model, not a curated record. Bases 213 to 1559 code for a protein of 448 amino acids. The transcript is spliced from 2 exons. Lineage: Eukaryota; Viridiplantae; Streptophyta; Magnoliopsida; Magnoliales; Magnoliaceae.